AUGUCAAUACUGUGUUGCGUACCGGUACUCGAGUGUGUGUAUUGCUUGGGGUGUGCCCAUUGGGUGUGGAAGAAAUGUCUAUACACAGCUGGUCACGAGAGCGAGAAGUGGGGAUUAGCCACUUCAGAUGAGUUUGAGCCAGUCCCUAGGCUCUGCCGCUUGAUCUUAGCCGUCUACGAGGAGGAUCUCCACAACCCUAUGUGGGCACCACCCGGUGGUUACGGGAUUAACCCGAAUCAGGUUAUCUUAAAGAAAGACGAUGACCAGACUCAAGGCUGUGUCACUCCUUACAUGAUCUACUUGGAUCAUGAAAACGGCGAUGUAGUGUUGGCCAUAAGAGGGCUUAACUUGGCCAAGGAGAGCGAUUACGCUGUGCUGCUUGAUAACAAACUUGGACAGACUAAGUUCGAUGGAGGUUAUGUGCACAACGGGUUGUUAAAGGCGGCCAUGUGGGUUUUCGAGGAGGAGAAUGAGGUUUUGAGGAAGUUGCUCGAGGCAAACCCGAGUUACUCUUUGACGUUUGUGGGGCACUCGCUAGGUGCAGGGGUUGCGUCGUUGCUGGUCUUGUUUGUGGUUCAGAACCGGGAUAGGUUGGGGAACAUUGAGAGGAAGAGGAUCAGAUGCUUUGCUAUUGCUCCUCCGAGGUGUAUGUCUCUCCAACUAGCAGUGACGUAUGCAGAUGUCAUCAACUCUGUUGUUCUACAGGAUGAUUUCUUACCUCGGACUACCACAGCUCUGGAGGAUGUCUUCAAAUCAAUUGUCUGCUUGCCAUGCGUGUUGUGUCUCACAUGUUUGAAAGAUACAUUCACAUUUGAGGAGAAAAAGCUUAAAGAUACAAGGCGUCUCUACGCUCCUGGUAGGUUAUAUCACAUCGUCGAGCGCAAGCCCUUGAGAUUAGGAAGAUACCCUCCUGUGGUGAGAACAGCUGUCCCAGUUGAUGGGAGAUUUGAGCAGAUAGUUCUCUCCUGUAAUGCAACAGCGGAUCACGCCAUCAUCUGGAUUGAAAGGGAAUCACAGAGAGCUUUCGAUUUAAUGCUGGAAGAGGACCAAGUUAUGCAGAUUCCGGUGGAGCAGAAGAUUGUGCGCCAGAAAUCGAUUGUGGAGGAUCAUGACGACGAAUACAGAGCGGCUAUAAUGAAGGCGGCUGCUCUGCACAUCCCUAUCUCUCCAUCACCGUCAUAUGGAACAUUCCAUGAUUCAGAAGAAGGAGAAAGCUCUGCUGCAUCCACGUCUGUGUGGUCCUUCAAGGGAAUGAGAAGAAAAUGGAAUCGGUUCAUAGAUGGCCAGUUUCCUGUGGAUGAAGACAGUGAACAUAUGAUCUUCAGGAAAGAGGAAUCCUCAGCUUUGUUGUGUAGUUAA
Molecule: messenger RNA, 1359 nt
Organism: Microthlaspi erraticum
Lineage: Eukaryota; Viridiplantae; Streptophyta; Magnoliopsida; Brassicales; Brassicaceae
Source: the annotation of a GenBank genome assembly